Molecule: messenger RNA, 1528 nt
Organism: Aureobasidium subglaciale EXF-2481
Lineage: Eukaryota; Fungi; Ascomycota; Dothideomycetes; Dothideales; Saccotheciaceae
Exons: 3
Coding region: 459-1208 (249 amino acids)
Biological process (GO): signal transduction
Cellular component (GO): plasma membrane
Molecular function (GO): GTP binding; GTPase activity; GDP binding
Source: RefSeq, a predicted model, not a curated record
UGCAUGGCCGCUCAGACGAAAGCAGAUCCGGAUGUUAAAUGAGGAAGCGGCGGAGUCGAAUGAUCGACGGUGCAUCUCCAGAGUUGGGCUCGAAUGGACCGAGCGUCUCCAAAACCAAGGGACCGCUCGACCAUAUCGACAUCGACAUGACUCUGCGCUUGACUUAGAUGGUAUUUCGCUUUUUCGUUCCAGUCAAGCAUUCAUUGGCGCAAUCCACUCGGCCGGCAGUUGCUCACUCACUCACUUGAUCUCUUAUAAUCUUCACUCGACCCGUACCUCUCGGCGGCAAGGCGACCCAUCGGACCCCGGCAACUGUACCACUUUCUUCGGCGACACCAUCCUUGACACCUUUGUACUUUGUUCCUUCAGCAUCCCUGUAUUCGCAUCACUUUCGCUCCUUUGUAACCAACACUCGCAUCUCUCCAUACACGCAUAUCACAACAGCGAAGGUCCAAGAAAUGGACGACAAGAUCUCAAUUACCAUCUGCGGCGACGGUGGUUGUGGCAAAUCGUCAAUCACCCUUCGCAUCGUACGCUCAGCCUGGACGCACGACUACGAUCCCACAAUUGAAGACUCGUACUCAGUCACCCGUACCAUCAAUGGCCAGACCUACUCCCUCUUCCUCACAGACACGGCCGGCCAGGAAGAAUACCGCGGCAUGUGGUCAGCUGCCAAUCUGACUUCGGACGCUUUCCUCCUGGUCUACGACAUUACAAACGCUCAGUCGGUCGAGAAUCUGGACUUCUUUGCCGAAUUGAUCGAGAUGGAGAGGGAGAAUAGACAAGAGCAGGGAAAGUGCUGGCCUGCCAUCAUGGUCGCUGGAAACAAGUGCGAUCUUCAGGGUCAAAGACAAGUCGGUGCGGCCGAGGGUUUGGAGUGGGCCAAGAGCAGAGGCUGUGGUUUCAUGGAGACUUCUGCGCGCGAGGUCGUUAACAUCGAGGAGACUUUUGCUUCAAUCGUCAAGCGCGUAGUAGAAGCCAGAGAACAACACGCAGCAGGCAUGCGCCCAAACUUCCCUUCCCUCGUCAACCCUACACCUCACAACCAGCGCAUCUCGGCAGCAACAGAAACACAACAAUCUGCACCUGCACCAAACAUCACUAGCGAGGCAGAGAAGCAGCGCUACUCAGAAUCCGAGUCUGCUGCUACAUCGCCUCAGAAGAAAAAGAAGAAAGGUGGUUUCUUCUCCAGCUUAAAGUGCUGGUAAAUAUACACAUCUUCGUACUGCAAGAUGUUUUGUUGAUCUCAACAAAAUGAGGGACAUAGAAGGUCGGACUGGUUUUUUUCUUUUCUUUUUCAUGGCUGGCGAUACCCAAUUCUGCGUUUUCUAUUUUGUUUUCAUUUCGUCUUUCUUUUGCUCUGUCUCAUAGCGGCUUUAUAUCUCUGCUUUACUCUCUUCGGUCCAUAUCUUGAAUUGUCGGACUUCAAUUCGCUUCUGAUUUACUCUUCACAGUCCAGACUCUUUCCCUGAACAGCCAUGGAAGCCCAUGAAGUAUAGUGUACCUGCCUGCACGCAAACACAACAUA